Messenger RNA from Trypanosoma cruzi, 810 nucleotides. Its product is annotated as mucin-associated surface protein (MASP), putative. The record is from RefSeq and is a predicted model, not a curated record. NCBI's taxonomy places the organism in Eukaryota, Euglenozoa, Kinetoplastea, Trypanosomatida, Trypanosomatidae. Bases 1 to 810 code for a protein of 269 amino acids. The transcript has a single exon.
AUGGCGAUGAUGAUGACUGGCCGUGUGCUGCUGGUGUGUGCCCUCAGCGUGCUGUGGUGCGGUGCCGGCGGUGGCUACGCGUGGGAUUUUGGCAGAGAAAACGAAUCGUUGCGUAAAAAGCACUAUGGAGCAAACGGCACAUACUGCAGGCUCAACAGCAGCCUCUUUUUUUGCAACGAAAAAAGAAAUGCAAGUGAACUCGAAGAAACUGUCUCACAGAAGAGUACAGUUCAGAGAGAGGAAGGGAGUGACCAACCGAAAGCCGGUGAUUCCUCUGGAGGGCAGGACCACGGUUCGGAGAAAAAUGGUUCGGAUCGAUCGAUAGGAAACUCAGGUACAACAGAAUUAAAAAAUCCUGGAGAGAGAGAAACAACGCCAACACAACCAUCAACGGGAGCGGAAAAUUUGCCGAAGCCAGCGGCACCGGGUGAACCAGAAGCCCCCGGCACGACGACAGAACUACAACCACCGCAGCAGUCACCGCUGCAGUCACCGUUGCCGGCGGGAGGAACACCACCACCAACAACAGCAACACCAACUGCCGAUGGUUCCUCUGGGGGGCAGGACAACAGUUCGGAGAAAAAUGGUUCGAAUGAUUCGGAAAAAACAGACGCAGGCCCACAGGAGUCACAACCGCCGAAUGGGAACGUAACAGAAACACCAACACCAGCAACAGUCACCGCCGCUCAAACAAGUGCCACGAGGACGCCUGACGAGAGUGACGGCAGCACCGCGGCCUCCCACACCACCUCCCCUCUUCUGCUUUUUCUUGUUGCGUGUGCGGCUGCUGCUGCGGUGGUGGCCGCGUGA